AUGGCUCAUCUGGAUUAUCUCCUAAUUGGCUUAUCCACUCCCUUCCUCCAUAAAAGGGGAAUCACUGGUGGAAGUCACUGCAUUUUCCAACAAGCCACAGGCAGUCUGCAUCUCAGGAGUGGGUCAGCAGGCAGCUCUGCAGCCAUGGGGGAACCCGCAUCAGUGUGCAUCGCAAACCAGCCUUUUCUGGGAAAACUCAAAAGGAACAUGAUAUCCCCGACUUCAGCCAAGAAGACACAACUCCUUUCAUCCAAGACCAAGCGGCAACGUCGUCGAGAAAGGUCUGCACUUCCUAUGAGGCUGACCAACUGCAUUUUCAAGAAGCCAGUUACCAGGGUCACUUCCCAUCCCGGCAAUGUGGUCAGGAGCAGGCGACAGGGGGAGCCCUGGGAGAGGCCCCGGCAAGUCUGUGCGUUCAGGAGGCUGCAGGGACUCCAGCCCUGCAGCAGGGAGGGAGAACUUCUAAGUACUUUGGAUGUCACAAAUACCAUGAAAAUAAUUGCACCAGAAAGCGCAGGCGAAUCCCUGGGCUGUGCUGGUCCUGGGUCUCUACACACCAGCCUGGAGCCCACCACAGCACAAUUUUUAGGUUGGGCAGAGAUGAUCCCAGGAGGUCUGUGUGUCCCACAGCUUCUCUGCAGGCAACCAGUUACCCGUGGAGACAUCCAGAGACAGACUCUGAAAGUGAAAAAAGCAAGAGAGAGGCUGGCUGUGGCCUUGAGGGCAGACAGGCUGGCCAGGGAGGCAGAGAGAGCCAGGAGCCAAGAAGGGUGUUGUGAAAACUGA
Messenger RNA from Miniopterus natalensis, 786 nucleotides. The record is from RefSeq and is a predicted model, not a curated record. Lineage: Eukaryota; Metazoa; Chordata; Mammalia; Chiroptera; Miniopteridae.